Messenger RNA from Coregonus sp. 'balchen', 4930 nucleotides. NCBI's taxonomy places the organism in Eukaryota, Metazoa, Chordata, Actinopteri, Salmoniformes, Salmonidae. The record is from the annotation of a GenBank genome assembly.
AGUCCAUAUCUUGCAAGUCUUACGUUAUCCUUUAAGCCUUCUUCAGCUAAUACAACAACAAUUUUUGUACUUAAUGACGCUUAAUUUCAUUUUCUUAUCAUUUCCUUCGGGGGAUUAUUCAUAUAUAAAACUAUCUGCAACCGUUGGUACCAGCCUCAACUCUCCCUCCUAAGUGCAAUCAUCUAUUAUUGAGCGAGAGGCCGUACGUGGAAAUGUGUGUAAGAAGGUGGAUUUGAAGUAGAAUUGGUUACAAUCGAUCAAGGGUGAAGAAUAUUCCUGAUGUUAACAAAAGAAGCAGCUAUGUCUUUUUCUCAAUUUGGAUAUCCUUACAAUGCAACUUCACAGGUAAGACAAUAUCAACAUACUUUUUUCUCUCUCAAUUUCAAUGUGACAAAUAUGUAAACAAGCUAGCAUUAUUUUUUAUUUGAAGUGUUCACUGUAAUCUAGAUGCAGCACUGAAUAGUUGCUUUCAAAAUAUUGACAGGUAUUUUCAGGUGACGCUUUUGUUUAAUCAAAAUAUCGAUAGACAUAAACACAGGUCCAAUUUAAUUUAAUUAUGAAUGUACUCACGUGUUGUUUUGAUAAGACAAAAUACGUGUUUAUUAUUAAGCUAUACCUCCAUUCGCGUAGCCUAAUUGCGCUUUGAAGUUAACAGUGAACCUUCCCAACUUUCUAUUUCAAUCAGUUAAGAUCUCUGAAUUUGGUAUUGACAAUUACUAUUAUUUAGAAAACUUGAAGUAGGCGGACUGAUUUAUCGUUUAAAUAUAUUUGUUUGGUGACAACUGGACAAAUGUAUGCGCUAAAAGUUCUCAGAACUUUGAUUCAACUAGAAAUAAGUUAUUUUCCUCUAAAAGUUUUCAUCAAAUUUCAGUAGCCUACAAUAGCUUAGUCAUCCACUGUAUGGAUACUUUGAGAAUUCCUUUUCUAUCAAAUUAAAACCCAAAAUUAACUGAAACACAUUAUUUCCAAAACGGUACCCUAUAAUUUCACCUGGAUAUUAUGUAAAAUGCGAUCUUAAAACUGUUAAUAAAAUUAGGCAGACACACAGCACGCGUUUAUAUCUAGUCUCCAUCUUACCUGAAUUGUCCUGUAUCUCAAAACCAUAUCAAAAUAUAUUCUAGAUAUGAAGAUAAUAGAGCUCAUGCGCUAAACACGAAUGACAUGUCUAUCCUCCACAAUUCUCUUCAUGCAGUUUUUCGUGUCGGCAAACCCCAGUACGACUUGCUGCGAUUCGAUUUCCAGGUCGGUCUCUGACGGGACGAGCGGUACCCAGACUCCUGCUACCUUCUGCUGCCCUUCCUACGAGAACCGGCUCCUGGCCAGCACACGGACGGAGCUCAACGCGGCACUAGGGAUGUAUAGCUCACCCUACGCAGCCGCGGCCGCCGCCAGCCAGAACUAUGCCAGCUACUUCCCCUACAGCGCCGAGCCCUCCGCUGCUAUCUACUCAUCUCUGGUACAUCCCGUUUAAUCUGACAGUGAAUGGGGGUGGCUGGGAUGCGAUCGAUCAAGAUAGAUGUUGAUCAAAAUUACUCUCCAUGCUUCUGAACUUCAGCAAGUAUUUCCUUAUUGAAAUGACUUUGAGUAGCCUGCCUGCCUGAUGGAUGGACCGAAUAGACUCAUAUUUAAGCUACAAGUAGCCUCUUACGUUUGAAUUUGGAAGGGAGUAAAGUAGCAUACCAUUUACAUCAACUUUGUUUGCAAUAUUUAGAAACAUGUCAAAUAAAACAAAUCAGUAGAAUAUUUCAUGUGAAUGUGUUAACUUAUUGAACAAGGAAUACAUUUACCUAAGUGCUUCAUUAAUUUUUUUUCUUAUUUCAGAAUCCACAGUACGAAAUUAAGGAUGGCACAGGCACUCUGCAUUCUGGCAUAACUCAACCUGCCACCUACUUUCCUUAUGACCACUCACUGGGCCAGUACCAAUAUGACAGGUAUGGUACCCCACACAUUCCUUAUCUGUAGUGCAUCAGUUCAGCUAUUCCUUUUUAGUGUAAUAAAGCUAUAUAGCGCCAUGCUAUGCACGAGUAAUAACUUACAUUAAAGUAAUCUCCACUGCAUUCAAGGAAUCUCACACCUCCAGAGCAAAAGGUCACAAUCCAUGCAGCUCUAUACUGCUAGAUAAAACACAGCUGUAUAGCCUAUAUUUCAGACAACACUCCAGGAGUGCCAUGGGUCUGGGUGAAUAGUUUAUGAGCUUAUAUGCUAAUGUUGCUAAUGGCUAAUGUGUUGUCUGCUAUUACUACCAGGUAUGGGACUAUGGACUUCAACGGGUCAGCCAGGAGGAAGAAUGCCACACGUGAGACCACCAGUACCCUGAAGACAUGGCUGUACGAGCACAGGAAAAACCCCUACCCCACCAAGGGGGAGAAGAUCAUGCUGGCCAUCAUCACCAAAAUGACCCUCACCCAAGUGUCCACCUGGUUCGCCAACGCCAGGAGGAGGCUAAAGAAGGAGAAUAAGAUGACCUGGUCACCAAAGAAUAAGGCCGGGGACGACAGGAAGGACGACCUGGAUAAAAGUGACCAGGACUGUGUCACCAAAGGUACACAUCCUCUUCCCUCUUCUGUCUAGCAUAGCAUAUAAAAAACAAACAUCUUAGAGUUUUGCACAACGAUUUACAGUAGCUUGCUUCCUCUUAAACGUAUCCACAUCACCUACAAUAACAGCAAAGAUGUGGCUACUAAAACAUUUGAUUUGAUAAAAAUGACAGCUUCUGCUCCUGAAUAUCACUACUAUUCCACAUAUCAUGUUGUGUGUAUUGGACAAUUCAGAUUCCACUGUAUAUGAUACUGCUUCUACUCCUAAUAUCACCACUAAUAUUCCUGUAUAUUUCAUCAUUCAUAUUCCAGUGAAUAUGAUACUGCUUCUACUUCUAAUAUCACCACUAAUAUUCCUGUAUAUUUCAACAUUCAGAUUCCAGUGAGUGUAAAGAUGAGAAAGACCUUCAUCUGAGUGACCUGGAGGACAUGGAGGAUGAGGACUGUGACAAGCUGGACACUGACUGUGAGAAGAUGGCCCCCAGGGGCCCUGAGGAGCAGCAGGACCUCCACAGGGCCAUGUCCGGUGGUGGUGUUGGCCCUGGAGGCCCUCCAAAAAGAGACUGCAGCUUGGAGCUCUCCCUUUCCCUGCCCAACAGCUUCCAUCACUCCUUCCCAUGUGGUAUCAAGAGCCUACCCGCCCUGCCCUCUCUACCCGCCCUGCCAUCGGACUUCCUUGAUCCACUGGUGACGUCUAAGCCCCCCUCCACCACCACCAUCCCCACGGGCCCUCACACUGUGUCCCUGUCACACUUCGAGGUGUCGGACCGGGACAAGCCGAGGAUCUGGUCUCUGGCGCGUACAGCGGCCACGGGGGUCAUCCUGAGCUCUGCUCACCACGGGGCCUCAGAGCUCCGGACAGGGAGCAUGCUGGGAGACUGCCAGCUACAGGGGACCAGGCUACCAGUGAAUGGUACCGGACAGUGUGGGCCCCUCAGGGGCCUCCAAGAUCCUACUAACAUAUCCAACGCUGAGAACCCUUUCCAGGAGGGCCCCUUGUUGCACUCUAAGGUCUAUAGUGCGGGCAGCUACAACCACAAGGCCCUCCAACUGCACUGUUCCUCCUACCCUGCGCUUUCAGACUCAUGUCAGUACUCCACUAUCGAAGGUAUGUACGUGUUGUGACACUUUGUGUUACAUUUUGACAGUGCUUGCGAAAACAGUUGUGAAAUUACCAGUGAAAAGUUAUACAACAUUGAAAUGAGUUUCAGAAAUGCACAUUUCUUUCACUACUGUCAAAACAUUUAUUUACCAAAAAAUUGCUAUACAAUGCAAUAUUCCCUGGCUGCAGCAAGUUUCUUAGAGUGUGGUUUAUGUUGUUGUCUAGGGUUCUCGAGUGGGAAGGCAGAGACAGAGCCCUCGGAACUCAGUGACAUGUGUGUGACCCUGCAAGAUGACAAGGUCACUGCCUUCAGACCUGUGAUGAAGAGGUGAGGAAGGUGAGCCUUCACACACACACACACACACACACACACACACACACACACACAUUCAACUUGUAUAUCAUUCAACAAAGCAUCUAACCAUCAUCUGCUAAUCCAAUCAUUUGGAUUACACCAGUUGUACUGAAACUUUUCUAUACUAACACAGGUUGAUGGUAUUACAUAGGCUAUGUGAUCUUGUCUAUAAAGUGAAUAUGUUAUUGGAUUAUCUGAACGCCAUAUGUCAGUCUAUAGUUAAGGAAAUACUUAUGUUAUAUUAGAAUGUAUUUUCCUUUACUUUGAUAGCCGAGGAUUGACAUUGUAAUGGAUAUCAGUAAAUAAUAUGUUUUUGUUUUUCCUCUCUCUUCCCCUUAGGUUGAUGGACACGCAGUCAUUACACAGUGGGCCUUUUAUUUAGCCGGUAUUAGGCUAUGCACUAUAAAGACUUGGGAUGACGACGAGCAUCGGACAUUCUACCUACCUUACACCUUGGAACUGCGGCGCUCCGCAGUCAAAGCUAUAUGAGCCCUGUCCAAACUGUGGAAGCUGCCAUGAUUUUGCACAACGUUGUUUUUAUGGUGUUGACGAUGACUUUAUGCAAGACUCUGAAAUGCAACGGUGUGGGAACUGACGGUCAAUUCAUGAUGUAUGCAAUGGGCAAUCGUAGAGUAGCAAUGUUAUUUAUUUAUUUGUGUAUUUAUUAUUUGAUUCAUCAUCUGUUAAUUUAUUUCGUAUGUGUCAUUUAAAUAUUUGUGUUACAUGUAUGUAUUGUUUCAACUGUGGUUGUGUGCUAUUUUUCUCUGAUUUAAGGGAGAAAUACUUAGCUUGUUGUUGGUCUUUCUGUUCGCUAAAAGAGUGGGAUUUAUCGAGUUGGAAUUGGAAUAGUCAAUUGCGUGUGUGUCGACCUGGAGAAAUUGUUGAUUGUGUUGUGUUCAUCUCAAAGAUAAUUGUGAGCAUAUUCUGUGUUUGCCA